GUAGAAAUAUCUUUCGUAAUGGCGACUUCACUGUCAAUUCAAAGUAUCAUCAUUCUUAUUGUUUAAUGAUAAUUUCUCAUCAUAUAGUACUUUACGUGCAAGAUGGCGGAACGGAGCCAACAAGAUUUUAAUAGGAGUGCAUUGACAGUACGACGUGGGCGGGCUUGGUAUACGGGACAACGAGCAGAAAAGAUACCCGGAGGAUUAGUGGGUGUCGUUGGUAAUGAUUGUACGAGUUUAGAUUUAUCAUAUAAUGAACUAACCUCUAUCAGCUCUGUUAAACACUUCUGCAGACUACAGGAAUUGAUACUCGACAAUAAUAAACUGCGGGACCUAAAGACGUUACCUUGUAUACCAAGUUUGACCACACUCAGUUUAAACAACAACAAGAUAACAGACAUAGAUCACACGUUGAGAAGGAUACAGGAAUGUUGUCCAAAUGUGGUGUAUGUAAGCCUGCUUGGCAAUCCAGGAUGCCCCGAUCAGUUGACUAAUCCAACAUCAACCGACGACGAGGAUUAUAAUCGUUACAGGCUGUACGCGAUAUACGUAUUACCUUCGACUCUUCGCUUUCUCGAUUCACGUCCCGUAACGCGACAUGAACGAAAUGAUGCCGAAAGACGAGGAAAAUUCUCAAGGACUGUGAAAUUGGCCCCAGAAUUGUCACCGAAAUUUCUUCCGAAUCCGAUUGAAGAGUUCGACGAUAUUUUUUUCAAUGUUCAUUAUACGCCUUUGCCAAGGUCAAUUCGCGAUCCUCUUGAUCACAAAGGAGCAUUUGGAAAGUGUAAAUACCGUUACUCAGGAAAAAAUUCAGAAGGAAAUCGGUUUAUUUCAAAUAACGAUCUUUGAAUUCCCAUUUAGUGAUAACGAAGAAAGGUAAUGAAAGCGACUAAACAAAAAAGGAAACGAAAGUAACGAAAACGUACAAGAAGGAUACAGUGGUACCAAGAAAAAUUACUCGAAGAAAAUCGUAUAAAGUAUGAUCUUUCAUAUCUACAGCAAUCUAAACAAAAGAAAAACAUAAUUCGAAACAAUACCUACAAAGUAACAUAUCAAAAGCGAACGAAAACUGCGAAGUGAAAUUCUAGUUAUCGCGCAGCUAUGAACAUUUACAAAUUAGACUGGAGUAAUGGUAAGUACUAAUUUUAGAACCAAGAUUAGAUUACUUGGAACUUGUUCGCAUAUGUCCAGAGCUAGUACCUCUUGACGACCACAUAUGGUAUUGUGUCCCGCAGAAUUUAGAGUCUAAAUUAUAGACUGUGCUCUGUAAAGAGAAUGCAACGCGUCCGCAUUGGCCUUAAAGGCACUGAUUAUUUUUUCUUUUUCUUUUUUUUCUUUUUUCGAAUGUUGCUUUGAAACUAAUCGAUGUGUAGUGUGUUUGCACUACCACGUAUAUACACGAUACGUAUAUAUUUAAGUUCAACUAGGCCGAAGCAUUUCCAGCUUCCUUGAGAUGGAGACUCAUAAGGUCCGCGAACGAACAUGUCAUUUAAGUACAAAAGAAAUCACUAAGAGGCCACGACAUGCUUAGGAGCUGCUGUUUUUCCCGUGAUUAUGCAGGUUUGGCCUCAAGGUCACGGCUCCCUCGACCCAGAAGUUGGGCCUUUCAAGCAUGCUCUGCCAAAGCGACAGCUCUCGACCGGUUGCAUCCAUCCAGUCAACUGGUUUUCCGUAGUGUUUUCCUGGAAAGAUUAAUCAAUUUCUUUAAUAUGUCAAAUUAUGAUUAUUCAAAUUGAAAAAUUUAUAUGUAUAAUCAUGCAGUGUUAUAUUCGCAUUAAUGAAGAAUAAGAUAUAUUUUAAAUAUUGUUGGUUCUCACAAGUACGUGGAAUUAUUUAUUUAAUAAAUACUUUUUAUUUAA
Molecule: messenger RNA, 1859 nt
Organism: Bombus terrestris (buff-tailed bumblebee)
Lineage: Eukaryota; Metazoa; Arthropoda; Insecta; Hymenoptera; Apidae
Product: leucine-rich melanocyte differentiation-associated protein
Exons: 5
Coding region: 103-849 (248 amino acids)
Biological process (GO): melanocyte differentiation
Molecular function (GO): protein binding
Source: RefSeq, a predicted model, not a curated record